UUGUUUCCUGGAAAAUAAACAUUCCCUCCUCCACGUCCGCAUCUCCUCCUCCUCCUCCUCGUCUGCUAUCUCUCUCUUUUCUCUCUGUUAAAUUCGACCCAACAUGCCAUUCUGCGAGGUCAGCUCGUUCCAGAACGGUUCAGAAGCUGCCCCUGGGGAUAAUGGAAUUAAGAUUUUCUACAGAACUUACGGGCGAGGUCCAACUAAAGUCCUCAUGAUCAUCGGAUUGGCGGGGACUCACACUUCAUGGGAACGGCAAAUCAGGACGCUCGCCGGUACCUUGACGCCCAAUGAUGAGGAAUCGCCGGCCGGCGAUCAAACCCCUAUCGCUAGUCACAAUGAGAGCCUUGGAGUGGAGGUUUGUGCCUUUGAUAAUCGUGGAAUGGGUCGCAGCUCCGUGCCCACCAAAAAGUCAGCUUACACAACGACUCUUAUGGCAAAAGAUGCGGUCGCUAUAAUGGAUUUUUUGGGUUGGGAAAAGGCCCAUGUAUUUGGACAUUCAAUGGGAGGUAUGAUUGCUUGCAAAAUGGCUGCUAUGGUCCCUGGCAGGGUAUUAUCACUGGCUUUACUAAAUGUGACGGGUGGAGGUUAUGAAUGCAUUCCAAAGCUAGAUCGUCAAACCUUGUCAAUUGCAAUCCGGUUUUUGAGGGCAAAAACUCCUCAGCAGAGGGCAGCUGUUGAUUUGGACACUCACUACUCAAAGGAAUAUCUUGAAGAGUAUGUUGGCACGCAAACCAGAAGAGCAAUUCUAUAUCAAGAAUAUGUUAAAGGUAUAUCAUCUACUGGCAUGCAGACCAAUUAUGGAUUUGAAGGUCAAAUAAAUGCAUGCUGGACGCAUAAGCUGACGCUUGCAGAGUUUGAAGCAAUCCGUGCGGCUGGAUUCCUAGUAUCAGUUAUCCAUGGAAGACAUGAUGUCAUUGCUCAAUUAUGCCAUGCAAAGAGGAUUGCUGAGAAAUUGUAUCCUUCUGCCCGAAUGGUAGAACUUCAUGGGGGACAUCUUGUCAGUCAUGAGAGGACUGAAGAGGUCAAUAAAGCUCUUCUUGAAUUGCUCAAGGCAUCAGAAGAAAAAUUAAGCACACAUGAUUGGACAAACUUGCCCCUGAAAAGCUCUGGGUGGAUAAAAUUUGGGAGAAUCAACUCUGAGGGAGGAGCUAGUUUGAGUUUCAUGGUUGACCUUGUAGGAAAGCUUCAUGCCUUCUUCUUGUACCUUUUUGGCCUCCUCGUGUUGGUAGCGGAGUACCUGAGAAGAUCUACAAGAAGUCUAAGACCGGCCAAAGUAGGACCUACCCUGACAUAGCUAAGAGAGGGCAUUUGAUUAUUUAUGAGCUUCUGGUAACGCGGCUUUUCACUAAAACAAGCAAAACUCGCCUAAUUUAUUUCUUGGUUAAUCUAAGAAGAUCACAAGGAGACAAAAAGUCGGCCUGGGUACCAACAAUGACCAUAGUCACAGUUUUGUUCGUGGAGUGCAGCAGGGAAGAGAAAAAUGAAACAGCCAAGUUUUAGGCAAGAUGAUUGUAAAGAUGGCAAGGCAAUCAUAAACUGGAUGCCUUGCAUUUUUUCUGUGCUCCUGUUUCAGUGACACCUCAAUCAAUGGUCAGGAAAUAUUACUUGUAACUGCAUGUCCAUUUUACCGUGUACCUGAUAUUAAUACAAAACUGUUGAUUCCUCGUC
This is a messenger RNA of Coffea eugenioides, 1671 nucleotides long. RefSeq names its product putative aminoacrylate hydrolase RutD. Lineage: Eukaryota; Viridiplantae; Streptophyta; Magnoliopsida; Gentianales; Rubiaceae. The transcript is spliced from 11 exons. The coding region runs from base 104 to 1297 and encodes 397 amino acids. The record is from RefSeq and is a predicted model, not a curated record.